AGGUGUGUUAAUAGUAUCUCUAAAUUUGUUGAAGAAUUAUAUGAAUACUUAAAACAAAAGGUGAGAAACAAUCCAGAUCUAAUACAAGAUACAGAAUUUGCCAAAAUAUUGUUAGAUGGAUGUGCAAUUACAAAUCCUACACGCUUAAAUA
Molecule: messenger RNA, 151 nt
Organism: Racocetra fulgida
Lineage: Eukaryota; Fungi; Glomeromycota; Glomeromycetes; Diversisporales; Gigasporaceae
Source: the annotation of a GenBank genome assembly